AUGGCCCAGGCGAAAAUGCAGCACCCCGUCUCUUGGGUGAUCUUCGCCGGGAUGGCCGCACUCCUCCUCUCCCAAGGAGUGCCCGUGCGCAGCGGAGAUGCCACCUUCCCCAAAGCUAUGGACAACGUGACUGUGCGGCAAGGGGAGAGUGCCACGCUCAGGUGCUCCGUGGACAACCGCGUCACCCGCGUGGCCUGGCUGAACCGCAGCAGCAUCCUCUAUGCCGGCAAUGACAAGUGGUGCUUGGACCCUCGGGUGGUGCUCCUGGCCAACACCAAAACCCAGUACAGCAUCCAGAUCCACGAUGUGGACGUGUACGAUGAGGGCCCCUACACCUGCUCCGUGCAGACAGACAAUCACCCCAAGACAUCGCGCGUCCACCUCAUUGUGCAAGUGUCGCCGAAAAUUACCGAGAUCUCUUCUGACAUCUCCAUCAACGAAGGUGGCAACGUCAGUCUCACCUGCAUAGCCACGGGCAGGCCAGAUCCAACAAUCACCUGGAGACACAUCUCGCCCAAAGCCGUGGGCUUCAUCAGCGAGGACGAGUACCUGGAGAUCACGGGCAUCACGCGGGAGCAGUCGGGCGAGUACGAGUGCAGCGCCUCCAACGACGUGGCAGCGCCUGUCGUCCAGCGAGUCAAAGUCACCGUCAACUACCCGCCGUACAUCUCGGACGCGAAGAGCACCGGGGUGCCGGUGGGGCAGAAGGGCAUCCUGCUGUGCGAGGCCUCCGCCGUCCCCUCUGCCAACUUCCAGUGGUACAAAGACGACAAGCGGCUGGCCGAAGGCCAGAAAGGGCUGAAAGUGGAAAACAAAGCCUUCUUCUCCCGGCUGACCUUCUUCAACGUCUCCGAGCAGGACUACGGCAACUACACCUGCGUAGCCUCCAACCAGCUAGGGAACACCAACGCCAGCAUGAUCCUCUACGAAGAGACAACAACCGCUCUGACACCCUGGAAAGGCCCCGGUGCAGUGCACGACGGCAACAACGGUGCGUGGCGGCGAGGCGGCUGCGCCUGGCUGCUCGCCCUGCCGCUCGCCCAGCUCGCCCGCCUGUUUUGA
This is a messenger RNA of Cygnus atratus (black swan), 1062 nucleotides long. RefSeq names its product neurotrimin (gene NTM). The record is from RefSeq and is a predicted model, not a curated record. The transcript has 9 exons. Bases 1 to 1062 code for a protein of 353 amino acids. NCBI's taxonomy places the organism in Eukaryota, Metazoa, Chordata, Aves, Anseriformes, Anatidae. Gene Ontology annotation, cellular component: neuron projection.